UGAAAAUGCAACUUUGUAACGAAAAGAGUGUGUUCGAGGCCGGAAAUCUGGCCGUCAAAAUGAUGAAAGUGAAGAAAUCAGAUGCUUCUCAGCCGCUGGUUGAGCUGCUUGUGGUGGCGCCAGAAGCACAAGGCCGAUACCCGGUUGUGCUCUUCUGCCAUGGCUACUGCACUCAAACUAGUUGGUAUUCUCAACUCCUGCGCCAUAUCUCGUCCCAUGGAUACAUACUUGUCGCACCUAAGUUGUACCAAUGGCUGGUGAUUUGCACGAAGGACGAGACGAAGACGGCCGCAAACGUGACAAAGUGGCUACCGGAAGGCCUCGAAGCGUGCCUACCCGAAGACGUGAAGCCCGACCUCUCCAAAACAGCCGUAAUGGGGCACAGCCGAGGUGGCAGGACAGCGUUCGCCCUAGCACUCGGCCACCGCCAUGCCUUCAAGGCACUGGUGGGGCUCGACCCAGUGGCGGGCCCCACUCCCCCAGCGUGGGUCGAGCCCCGCAUCCUGUCCCACGUCCCGAGGUCCCUGGACGUGGGGAUGCCCGUGGCCGUGGUGGGCACGGGCUUGGGCAGCAGGGGCAAGGGCGGUGGCAUCAUCCCGCCCCUCGCCCCGGACGGAUGCAAUCACUCGGAGUUUUUCAACGAGAGCAGGCCGCCGUGUUGCUACUUUCUGGCGAAGGAGUAUGGGCACUGCGAUGUGUUGGAUGAGGAGGGAAUGGGGCUGGGGAUGGUGUGUAGGAGAGGGAAGGGGUGCAAGGAGAAGAUGAGGAGAGGUGUUGGAGGGGUAGUUGUGUCAUUUCUACAUGCUUAUUUGAGAGGGGAUUGCCGGAUUCUUGACGGCGUCGUGGCGGCGCCGGAUGUUGCUCCUAUACUUCUCGAUCCGGUUAUUUAUGUCAAGGAAUGAAGA
Salvia hispanica is the source of this 905-nucleotide messenger RNA. RefSeq names its product chlorophyllase-1-like. Gene Ontology annotation, biological process: chlorophyll catabolic process. NCBI's taxonomy places the organism in Eukaryota, Viridiplantae, Streptophyta, Magnoliopsida, Lamiales, Lamiaceae. Gene Ontology annotation, molecular function: chlorophyllase activity. The record is from RefSeq and is a predicted model, not a curated record.